AUGCCCUUCGGAUUGAAGAACGCUGGAGCAACGUAUCAGCGACUGGUCAAUCACAUGUUCCGUCCUCAGAUUGGGCGAAAUGUCGAAGUGUAUGUGGAUGAUAUGUUAGUGAAAAGUCUGGAAGAGGGUAAGCAUUUAGACGACUUGCAAGAAACCUUCAAUACACUCAGGCGAUACAGUAUGAAGUUGAACCCCAGUAAAUGUGCUUUCGGAGUGGCUUCGGGAAAAUUUCUUGGAUUCAUGGUCUCACACAGGGGGAUCGAGGCCAACCCAGAAAAGAUCAAGGCAAUCCUAGAAAUGAAGCCUCCGCAGAAUACUAAAGAAGUACAAUCUCUCACCGGGCGAGUUGCCGCCCUCAACAGGUUUGUCUCUAAAGCUACUGACAAGUGUUUGCCAUUUUUCAAGGUUCUAAAGAAAGCCUUCGAAUGGACGGACGAGUGCCAAAGAGCCUUCCAAGAUUUGAAGACGUAUCUUGUCAUGCCCCCGCUGCUAAGUCCGUUCGUGGUAGGAGAGGAGCUGUUUUUGUACCUGGCAGUGACCCCGCAUGCUGUGAGCUCAGCGCUGAUAAGAGAGGAAGCAAAAGUGCAAAAGCCAGUGUAUUACACCAGUAGGGCCUUGAGGGGGGCGGAAGCACGAUAUCCGCCAAUAGAAAAGCUGGCCUUCGCGCUCAUCACAGCUUCCAGGAAGUUAAGACACUACUUCCAAGCCCAUGUAAUCAAUGUUAUGACAGAUCACCCACUUAAGAAAGCUAUGAACAAGUUGGAAGCCGCAGGACGUCUGAUCCAAUGGGCAGUCGAACUUAGCGAGUUUGAUAUCCGAUACCAACCAAGACAUGCUAUUAAGGCUCAGGCCCUGGCAGACUUUAUUGCGGAGUUCACCCCAAGAUGCAACGAUGAAGUGCAGGAGGAUAAAAAUUGGGUGGUCCAUGUAGAUGGCUCGUCCACACAGCGUGCGGGAGGAAUAGGGGUGGUUUUGCAAUCCCCUGAAGGAGACAAGUUGAAGCAUAGAGUCCGUCUACAAUAUCGACCAACUAAUAAUGAAGUGGAGUAUGAAGCUCUGCUUAAAGGGCUAGAAUUGGCUAAGUCUGUAGAAGCGGAGUCGGUUCUCGUCCUGGGAGACUCUUCGCUGGUAAUGGGCCAAAUAAAUGGGACAUAUGAGGCGAAAGAAGAACGAAUGAAAAAGUACUUGGAGAGGGUAUUACAACUUGUGGAAAAAUUCAAGAAAGCUAACUUCAUUCAAAUCCCGAGGGAAGAGAAUGCAGAAGCAGACACCUUAGCGAAGGAAGCCUCAGUAACUGGAACAACCGAAGAGUAUGAUGAAAUUCAGUACGUCCCGAGUGUAGAUCUCCCGGAAGUACAGCAAAUAGGGAAUGAAGAAAAUUGGAUGACCCCAAUCGUCUCGUAUCUGAGGGACGGGCGACUUCCGGAAGCAAGGGACGAAGCUAAAAAACUCAGGAUAAAAGCAGCAAGGUACGUCCUUCUGGACGAAGUUCUCUAUAGGAGGGGCUUUUCUCAACCUUAUCUUAGGUGUCUGACCCCAGAAGAGGCGAACUAUGUGCUGAGGGAAGUUCAUGAAGGAGCCUGUGGAAACCAUUCAGGAGCAAGGUCGCUUAUCCAAAAAGUCGUCCGUGCGGGGUACUAUUGGCCAACUGUUCAAGUGGAUGCAAAAGCUUAUGUCAAGGCAUGCGACAAGUGCCAACGAUUCAGUAGUGUCCCCAGACAACCAUCAGAGUACCUCACCCCAAUGAUGGCCCCGUGGCCCUUUGCUCAAUGGGGCCUGGACAUCCUGGGUCCAUUUCCACUUGGAACUAGACAGAUGAAAUUCCUGGUGGUAGGGAUUGAAUAUUUCACUAAGUGGGUGGAGGCAGAACCAUUGGCACACAUUACACAGCAGAAUGUAAAAAACUUCGUCUGGAAGAAUAUAGUGUGCAGGACGACAGUGAGGACCCCUACAGGGGAGACCCCUUUUAAACUAGCCUAUGGAAGUGAAGCAGUUAUACCUGCGGAAGUGCACAUGGCUAAUCAUAGGGUGAUGUCAUAUGAGGAGAAGGAUAACGAGGAGCAACUCCGCUUGAACCUCGAUCUUAUAGAUGAAGUAAGGACAGAAGCAGAGCACAGGGCAGCGAAGUACAAGAACCUCAUGGCUAGGCAAUAUGAUGCAAGGGUGAAACCAAGACGUUUCAACAUAGGAGAUCUAGUCCUGAGGAAGGUCUCUUUAGCAACCAAGAACUCAGCUCAUGGGAAAUUGGGCCCCAAUUGGGAAGGACCCUAUAGAGUCAUCAACUUCAAAAGACAAGGAUCCUAUUACCUGGAGGCCCUGGACGGGAGAAAGCUUGAACAUCCUUGGAACGUGGAGCACCUGAGGAGGUACUACCAGUAG
This is a messenger RNA of Quercus robur (English oak), 2379 nucleotides long. RefSeq lists its product as uncharacterized. The record is from RefSeq and is a predicted model, not a curated record. The coding region runs from base 1 to 2379 and encodes 792 amino acids. The transcript is spliced from 2 exons. Lineage: Eukaryota; Viridiplantae; Streptophyta; Magnoliopsida; Fagales; Fagaceae. Gene Ontology annotation, molecular function: nucleic acid binding; RNA-DNA hybrid ribonuclease activity.